AUGUCGACAUCAUUAACGCCGAGGCGGCCUCUGGCCUGUCUCAAACAAGCACUGCGGCAAUGUCGGAUGGAACGACAACAACAGCGGAGACAAUACGCGCUACGACCGAGUGAAGAGACAAAGGAGGAUUCGUCCUCGCUUCUUCUAGACGCAGUGGCAGGGAAAGCACCAUACCCAUUGCCGACAGCAGGAUUCCGACCAUCUCAAGCCAUCAAGCAAAACCGCUUCAACACCAACCUCAAACCCAUCCGCAACUUCCCCCACGAACCCUCCUCGCGCGCCACCUGCAUCGACCCCGUCAAAGCCAUCACCGAGCAACAACUAAAAGUUCUCGACCCGAAGGGCGUGCGCACGCGACUCUUCUCCGCCGCGAACCCGGAACGCGUGCAACCGGGGGACAUUCUGCUCGUGCGGCUGAAAUCGGGCGAUCCGUUUUCCGGCGUGUGCAUCACGAUCCGGCGACGCAAUUCGCCCAUCGACACGGCGAUCCUGCUGCGCAACGCGCUGACCCGCGUCGGCGUCGAGAUGUGGUACAAGGUCUACUCGCCGAACGUCGAGGGCAUCGAGAUCGUCCAACGGGCGCAGCGCAAGGCCAGGAGGAACAAGCUCACGUACAUGCGGAAGCCGAAGCAUGACAUGGGAUCGGUGGAGAAGAUUGUGCAGGCUUACCAGAAGAAUCGGGUGGGCGGGCCGUCGAUGGGGUCAUCGCAGAGCAGGAACCGCAAGGGCAAGGAGGGAGGAGGAAAGCAAGCGAAGAAGAAUUAG
This is a messenger RNA of Dissoconium aciculare CBS 342.82, 765 nucleotides long. RefSeq lists its product as uncharacterized. The coding region runs from base 1 to 765 and encodes 254 amino acids. Gene Ontology annotation, molecular function: structural constituent of ribosome. Gene Ontology annotation, cellular component: ribosome; mitochondrial large ribosomal subunit. The transcript is spliced from 2 exons. Gene Ontology annotation, biological process: translation. NCBI's taxonomy places the organism in Eukaryota, Fungi, Ascomycota, Dothideomycetes, Mycosphaerellales, Dissoconiaceae. The record is from RefSeq and is a predicted model, not a curated record.